Molecule: messenger RNA, 3292 nt
Organism: Clarias gariepinus (North African catfish)
Lineage: Eukaryota; Metazoa; Chordata; Actinopteri; Siluriformes; Clariidae
Gene: slc44a5b
Product: solute carrier family 44 member 5b
Exons: 22
Coding region: 115-2271 (718 amino acids)
Biological process (GO): transmembrane transport
Cellular component (GO): membrane
Molecular function (GO): transmembrane transporter activity
Source: RefSeq, a predicted model, not a curated record
AGAGAGGACAACACACACACACACACACACACACACACACCUCCUGCAGGAAAACCCGAGAAAAGUGUUCAACACCGAGAAUAACACUGGAGGAGGUGUUUAAAGCGGACGGACAUGGGGAGAGAAACUUACUGCGGAGAACCCUACAGGUUUGAUCCGAGGUUCAGAGGACCUGUGCGCAACAGGCGCUGUACAGACGUGCUCUGCUGUGGCUUCUUUGUCAUCACGAUCCUCUGCUACAUCGCUUUGGGAACAGUGGCAUGGAUUCAUGGGGACCCCCGGAAAGUCAUUUACCCCACUGACAGUCACGGGCAGUUCUGUGGCCACCGGGGGACCGCUAAUGAAAAUAAAGGCGUACUGUUUUACUUCAACAUUUUACAAUGUGCAAAUCCAUCAGUGCUCAUCAAUCUGCAGUGUCCUACAACACAGUUAUGUGUAUUACAGUGUCCGGACAGGUUUAUGACGUAUCUGGAUGUACAGUACAGUUACAGCUGGAACCGGGCUCAUUGGGAUUAUUACAGACAGUUCUGUAGACCCGGAUUCAACACGCCCACUAAGUCUGUUGUCCAGGUGAUUAGAGAUGAGGACUGUCCCCCGAUGCUCGUCCCCAGCCGACCCUUCCUGCAGAGGUGUUUUCCUGAUUUCAGCAUCAGAAAUGGAACUUUAACCGUCGCCAACAAAACCGUCUUUACAGACGGCCGGGGUGAAAGCAGGAGUGUGUCUGAGCUGAGAGACGCCGCCAGAGGUAUUUCCAGUCUGCUGGAUGCUAAAGACUUCACAGUAAAGAUCUUUGAGGACCUCAGCAGGACCUGGAUCUGGAUUCUCACAGGGCUGGUCAUUACCAUGGUGAUCAGUCUGCUGUUUAUUCUUCUUCUGAGACUGAUGGCUGGAGUUUUACUGUGGAGUGUGAUCUGUGGUGUGAUCAGUGCAGUGGGAUACGGGAUCUGGCACUGCUGCUGGGAGUACGUGACUCUGAGAGGGAACCCCGAUGCCGACGUGUCCAUCACUGAUCUUGGCUUUCAGACAGAUUUCAGGCUUUAUCUGCAGCUGAGCCAGACCUGGCUGAUAUUCACAAUCGUGCUGGCAGUGACAGAGUCUGUAAUUGUUUUGGUGUUGAUCUUUUUGAGGAGGAGAGUGUGUAUCGCCAUCGCUCUGCUCAAAGAGGGGAGCAGGGCGAUCGGCUGCGUGACGUCGACGCUGUUUUAUCCCAUUAUCACCUUCAUCCUGCUCGCGGUGUGUAUUACCUACUGGGCCAUGACAGCUGUGUUCUUGGCUUCAUCUGGUGAUGCUGUGUAUAAAGUGAUGUCGACACAAACAGGCUGUAAAUACAGCAAUAUGACCUGUGACCCUCAGACUUUCAGUCAGGGCAAUGUGAGCAGUGUGUGUGCGGGUUCUCAGUGUGUGUUUGCGUUUUACGGCGGUGAGAGUGUGUAUCAUCGCCACCUGGUGGUGCUGCAGGUGUGUAACGCGGCGGUGCUGCUGUGGCUGAUGAACUUCACGCUGGCGCUCGGCCGGUGCACACUCUCCGGCGCCUUCGCUGUGUACUACUGGACCCUGAGGAAACCUGCCGACGUCCCAGCAUGCCCUGUGUCUGCCUCCUUCAGCCGCGCGCUCAGGUUCCACACUGGGUCUCUGGCGUUUGGAGCGUUACUCCUGACCGCGGUUCAGUUCAUCCGUGUGGCUCUGGAGUACCUGGACCACAAACUGAAAGAUGUUCAUAGCCCACUGGGACGAUUUCUGGUCUGUUGCCUGAAAUGCUGCUUCUGGUGUCUUGAGCGCUUCAUCAGAUUCAUGAACAGAAACGCCUACACCAUGAUUGCGAUAUAUGGGCGGAGUUUCUGUGCCUCUGCGAGAGACGCCUUUUUCCUGCUGAUGAGGAACGUGGUGAGGGUGGCUGUGUUGGAUAAGGUCACUGACUUCCUGCUGUUUCUGGGGAAGAUCCUGAUCUCAGGCGGUGUUGGUGUCCUCGCGUUCUUCUUCUUCACCCGUCAGAUUCCAGGGUUUCAGGAAAGCGUGCCGUCACUGAACUAUUACUGGGUUCCCCUGCUGGGGGUGGUGUUUGGAUCGUACGUCGUAGCUCACGGCUUCUUUAGUGUGUAUGCGGUGUGUGUGGAUACGAUGUUCCUCUGCUUCUUGGUGGAUCUGGAGAAGAACGAUGGCUCUGCGGCUCGGCCGUACUACAUGAGCAGCUCCCUGAGGUCCAUCCUGAACAAGAAAAACCGCAGGAGAACCCAGGAGAAGGAAAGAGGAGGGGCUCUGAGGGGGAUGUGAAGGAAUACAUAGAUACAAAUUUUUAAAUCUCAAAGUUUGUUUAAAACCUGUUUUAAAAGUUUUGAGAUUAGACCAUGAGCUGAACGGGACAGACAUAGUUUUAGACGCUCCGUCUGUCGGGAAAAAAAACAAAACAAUUCCAAUAUACAGGUUUAAAGAGAUUAAAUGCUUUUAUUAGGGAUUACUUUACAGUAUUCUGAUAAAUCGAGUUUUCACACUGAUGACAUUGUGACUGAAAUGAGUGUAGAAAUGAUGAACAGCACACAUGCACACUUAUUACACAUGGGUGUUCUGGUGUAUUUAUAUUGCAGCCAGCAUCAACCUUCAUUGUCUUUUCUGUGGGAUCGAACCUGCCGGCAGAGGAUGUAAAAUGAUAUAAGUAUGGUCAAUGAAAAGCUAAAUCAUCAGCCCAUAGAGGUUGUACAGUACGUCCCCUACAUACGGACAUUCGAGUUACAAACUUUGAAGUUGCUGACUUUAGAUCACAUCAGGCAUACAUUGUCACAAAUAACACUGUACUGUAAUUUACUGUGUAUAGACAAUUGUGUUAGUAUCUAGAUAGAUAUUUGUUGGACUUAAAACGAGGACUGAACUCUUGGAACAAACCUCGUCCGUAUGUAGAGGACUUACUGUAUUUAAACUCACACUGAUAAUCAUUUCAAUCUGCAUGAAUGUCAUUGAUUAUAUUGUGAUUUAGAAGUGUGUGUGUGUGGCCCUCACAUGUCUGUACACACACCAAGGAGUCAAUGGGUGGUGUCAUGGGGGAAUUCCACUUAGACCUGGAUCAGGGCAUCAGUCUGUGGUGGCACCCAGGGGUGUCGGAUACUCAGGUGAUUUUAGUUCUGGGGAACAUGGGGGCCAAUCCGUGGCAUUAAUGUCCUUGUCUCCACACUCGGGUACAUGCAAAUACAUAAAAUUGAUUCACAAUCACUAGUGCUUCCUGAAGGCACAGACUGAUGUUCCUGAUGUUUAACUGACUCGGUGUUACACUAUAAUGAUUAAAUGUCCUCUUCAAUUUAAA